GACCUGUAGUCACGUGAUCUUCUUUAUUAUUGAAAAUGGCGGCGCCCAUUCUAUCCGCCUGUUAUCCGCGAACCGUUUAGGAUGUGGUGUAGCAUAAAUCUGACCGAUUAACGUGUAAUUGAUUCGUGUGGCGUGGUAGUGGUAAGUCGAUAUGUGACAUACUUCCUGGCAUUCCGGCUUUCCUUCAUGAAAGUGGCUCAGUAAACGUGAAGAGACGCGACAUUCGUCCAGUCAACUAAAUGUCGAAUACAAAUAUCGUCUGCUAAACGGAUCGAACCGCCAUGUCGGGACUGUGGGCUAAGCUCACCCGCAAUCCUGCGUCAGCGUACGUAGCAGUGUGUGUGAAGUGUCACAGUAGCGUCAGGUAUGGGCACGCCGUUGAAGAGAAGGCGCGCGACGCAGAGGUCGGCGAGGGAGGACGCAGAGGAAAGCACGUGUACAAGACACUCUACCCCUGGGGCUCGAAAGCCGAGUUCGUUGAACAGCUGAAACAGACCGUCUGUUACAACGAAGAUGGACUCGUGGUGCUCAGCAAACCUUACGGUGUUCCCCUCACCGUGGACUACACACAGCGUGGGAGAGCCGUGUCCCUGACUAAGCGGCGGCACCACGUCACCGGGUUCGGGGAGUCGCCGUACAGCCUGGAGGAUGCGCUGGAGGGCCUCUCGCAGCACCUGAACCACAAGCGCCUCUUCUGCAUUAAGUCCGCGGAGAGGUAUGCCAGUGGGCUGACGCUGCUGGCGGCAGAUGAGGGGGCAGCCGAAAAAGCGAGGAGGGCCCUGCUCAGGGCCAAGCCGAUGCUGCUGCCCUACAUCACCGCAUGGGUCAUCGUCAAGGGCUACCCCACCCAGGAGACCAUUCGGGAGAGGGUGGGCAUGAAGUUUGUUCCUGUCGACGAGGAGGAAAAACAGGCGGUCAUCGUGAGGGACUUUGGCAGUGCGUCGGUCAAGAAGGGUACUGUGAAGCCCGUCACGGUGGAGUGCCGGACGCUCGCCAAAAACCCCACCCUCUCCGUGAGCCUGCUCGAGAUCGCCACCACCUCAGCCCAGUGGCACUUCUUCCGUGCCUACUCGGCCAGCAAGGCCUCGUGCGUGCUGGGCGACCUGAGCUAUGCUUCACACGUGGCCAACGUGCUCGGGAAGCCCCUGCUGCUGUCCCCGGGGGCGGCGGCCGCCUCUACUCCACAGUCCCUUCCAGAGGCGGUGUGCCGGCGGCUGGAGGUGGCAGAGGGUACCAGAGGCCACCGCAUGGUGCCGGCCAUGGUGCACUACCGGUCGCUGCUCCUGCCGCACUACCGGGGCAAGGGCGAGCACCUCCUGUUGGUCGACCCAGUGCUGCCCAGGCACUUUGCCUGGACACUGGACAGGCUGGGACUGGACUCUGGGGAAGCGUCCUCGCAAGCCAUUGAAUAAAGUUUGCCUCUCUUCCAGCGUG
This is a messenger RNA of Ixodes scapularis (black-legged tick), 1434 nucleotides long. Its product is annotated as mitochondrial RNA pseudouridine synthase Rpusd4. Gene Ontology annotation, molecular function: pseudouridine synthase activity; RNA binding. The coding region runs from base 282 to 1412 and encodes 376 amino acids. The transcript has 8 exons. The record is from RefSeq and is a predicted model, not a curated record. Lineage: Eukaryota; Metazoa; Arthropoda; Arachnida; Ixodida; Ixodidae. Gene Ontology annotation, biological process: pseudouridine synthesis.